Messenger RNA from Trypanosoma cruzi, 1659 nucleotides. RefSeq names its product dual specificity protein phosphatase, putative. Gene Ontology annotation, molecular function: protein tyrosine/serine/threonine phosphatase activity. Bases 1 to 1659 code for a protein of 552 amino acids. NCBI's taxonomy places the organism in Eukaryota, Euglenozoa, Kinetoplastea, Trypanosomatida, Trypanosomatidae. The record is from RefSeq and is a predicted model, not a curated record. Gene Ontology annotation, biological process: protein dephosphorylation. The transcript has a single exon.
AUGCAGGAAUUAAUUGCUGUUCGUGUGAAGGAUGGGAUUUUUGCCGGAAAUUUAACUGCUUCGCAGGACCGCGAUUUUAUUGCAAUGAACAAAAUCACUCACAUCAUCAAUUGUGCCGGUGGUGAGUUACCCGACCUUUUUGUGAAUGAUGGGGUGAAAUAUCUCACAUUCCCAUGGAGAGACACGACGGGCUCAAUUUGUACCGCCGUGAUGUUUGAUAGCGCCGAUGAGAAUAUUGAAAAAACAGUACGUUUUAUAGAUGAGGCUCUUGACGCAGGCGACUGCGUUUUGGUGCACAGUCACUUUGGUUUGUCACGUAGUCCAGCGCUGAUAGCGGCAUACUUCAUUGUGAAAUAUGGCUGGAAGCUUGACAAUGCCCUUUCGUUUCUUGAGAUGGCACAUAAGGACAUGUGUAUCAAGCCACAUUUCUUGCGGCAGCUUCGUAUGUUUGCCAAGCGCAAUUCUGUAGAUCGUGAUGUUUUUGACCCCGAUGUAGACGACUCAGAGUUUGGUUUAGAUAAUGAUCAAUGGAUGCUCCGCAACACAUUGCUUAAUGGACUGACAUUUGAAGUUCAGGGCCAUAAUGGAUUGUACAGGUUGUGUACGAGUAAAGUGGAAUUAGGAAACCCGAUUGAAUUGCGUAAAAAAACACCGGCUAGAAAGAGCAAACGCAUUGUGUUUAUUGAUACAAAGCAAGGAACACAUGUGGACUCAGAAUCUGGAACACCAGUUGUGAAUGUACAGUCGUUGCAACAGCUUGACUCAAGCAAUCACUUUCUUGGGUAUCACGGUUCCGUGUCACUACGCAGUUGGCACCGUUGCAGUAGUAUCAUGAGUCGCUGCAUUACUCCGUGCAGCCGCCGUGCAGAGUCUGAUCCACGCACCAACCCGCGUGGGCGACAGGAGCUGAUUGUUCGCUCGGAGUCAAAAAUAGGACGCAGUGCCUCCAUGCUGGAUGGGACCAGUUCAUCAGCAGCGGCGCGUACGGCAAGUGGACACUCCACAUUGGAAGGAGGGAUGUAUGGGGGAAUGGACUCCCGCCACAUUGCACCGCCAAACACAGUUCACGCUCCGGGCCGAUCACCAUUUGCAGCACUUACCUCCAGUCAUAAAUACCGUAAAGGCUCUCCACUGCCUGCGUCCACGCAUGAUAAGAAACCUUCUCGUCUCUCCCAACGUCCCUCCUCUGCAAGUGCAUCGGAGGCCAAUUCUAGAAUGCGAGCUACAUCUAACCUGGUAGCCUCAAGGGCACCUCGCACCUUUGUAACACGUACCUCUAGUCCAAAUGCACUUGGAGGAAGCCUCACUUCCGCGUCACCUGCAGCCUCAGCUCGUCUCUCGAGCUACAAAAAUAUCACUCCGCAUCGAUCGCAGCCAGGGAAUGGGGUGGCUUCUGCAUGGGACAGCAAUAAGUCGCGAGAAUCGCCAUCUGUGGUGCAGCGGUCUUCACUCCGCAACAGUCCACAGGGCUCCCGCCGCGGUUCCCCUGCAGGUCGACCAAAUUCAGCCGUAGUGCGAGUUGCCUCGCCUAGUGGAGUUAGAUUGGAGAAUUCCGACAGCCGCAAUGCAAACGGAGGAAGUAAUGCCGCAAAAACAGGAGGGAGUGGGAUACUUCGUCGCCAAUCUCCCUUGGUUAUAUCCUCUGUUAGACGUUCUUAG